Heterocephalus glaber (naked mole-rat) is the source of this 6820-nucleotide messenger RNA. It is a transcript of the gene Stard7, whose product is annotated as StAR related lipid transfer domain containing 7. The record is from RefSeq and is a predicted model, not a curated record. Gene Ontology annotation, molecular function: lipid binding. NCBI's taxonomy places the organism in Eukaryota, Metazoa, Chordata, Mammalia, Rodentia, Bathyergidae.
AUAGCGCGUGAGACGGAGGCGGAACGCUCAGAACCUUUUCUGCAGCCGGGGCCGGGACCCAGAACCCGGAGCCAGGGUCGGCUUCUAGUGUGCUCGGUGCCACAGUACCCCUGGCAUACGCCGGCCGCGCGGAGGAGGCAGGAGACCUAGCCCCCGAGGGCUUGGUGCAUCGGCGCUCCCCUCGAGCGGGGACCCUUCCUUGGCGGUUGCCGCCGAGAGACAUGAGGGACAGGGCCUGCCGGUGGCUCCGUGAGGCGGGCUCGGGGGCGGCCUGCUAGGGGAUCCGCGGACGGUGCAGCGGCGCUCGGCCUUCUUCCCAGAGCCUGGGGGCGCGCAGCGGCAGCAUGUUUCCGCGGAGGCCGCUGGCCGCCUGGCUGGCUAGGGCGCGGGGCGGGGGCCUGCUGGGCUUGCUGGCCAAUCAGUGCCGCUUCGUGACGGGACUGCGCGUGCGGCGCGCGCAGCAGAUCGCGCAGCUCUACAGCCGCCUCUACUCUGAGAGCUCGCGCUGCGUCCUGCUAGGACGCCUGUGGCGCAGGCUACGCGGCCGCCCUGGCCAUGCCUCUGCCUUGAUGGCGGCGCUCUCCGGUGUCUUCGUGUGGGACGAGGAGAGGAUCCAGGAGGAGGAGCUGCAGAGAUCCAUUAAUGAGAUGAAAAAGUUGGAGGAAGUAUCAAGUAUAUUUCAGAGCUCUGGAGUUGAGUGCCACCCUCCAGAGCCAAAAUCCCAAACAGAAGGGAAUGAAGACUUGAAGGACAAAGAGCAGCCGUGGGAGAUGGUGAUGGACAAGAAGCACUUCAGGCUGUGGCGGCGCCCCAUUGCGGGCACCCACCUGUACCAGUACAGAGUUUUUGGAACCUACACAGAUGUGACACCUCGGCAGUUCUUCAAUGUUCAGCUGGACACUGAGUAUAGAAAGAAAUGGGAUGCCCUGGUGAUCAAGCUGGAGGUGAUCGAGAGGGAUUCGGUUAGUGGUUCUGAGGUUCUUCACUGGGUGACCCACUUUCCUUAUCCAAUGUACUCUCGUGAUUAUGUUUAUGUGCGGCGGUAUAGCGUGGAUCAAGAAAACAAUGUGAUGGUGUUGGUGUCAAGGGCUGUCGAUCACCCUAGUGUGCCAGAGUCUCCAGAAUUCGUCAGGGUCAGAUCAUAUGAAUCGCAAAUGGUCAUCCGUCCCCACAAGUCAUUUGAUGAGAAUGGCUUUGACUACCUGUUGACAUACAGUGACAAUCCCCAGACUGUGUUUCCUCGCUACUGUGUGAGUUGGAUGGUUUCCAGUGGCAUGCCAGACUUCCUGGAGAAGCUGCACACCGCCACUCUGAAGGCCAAGAACAUGGAGAUCAGAGUGAAGGACUACAUCUCGGCAAAGCCUCUGGAAGUGAGCAGUGAGGCCAAGGCCACUGUCCAGGCCUCUGAGCGGAAGAGCGAGGGCAGCUGCGGCCCGGCUCGCAUCGAGUAUGCCUGAAGGGCCAUGGGAUGAAAAAGGACAGGCGCUCCCAGCCCUGUCUCAAACCCUUAUCACUGCUGCAGCAUGGGGACAAGCCACAAGUAUUGGAAGGGAUCUUCAGGAAUGACCAGUGCAGGACCAUCUGUCUGAUGACUGGUGUCUGGUGUCAUUCAGAGCCCUGCUGUGCUCUGUCAGAGAGAGGGUGGCGUCCAUCCAUGGAGGCCUUGUGUUCUCAGGCUUAUCAUCCUGAAAUUCAAUAUUUCACUGAGCUCGCCCAGAACAACCGUUGCUUCUCAGGCUGAAAGGGGAUGUCACUUGCCUCUGAGGAGUUUCCUCAUGACAUUCCAAACUCUGCUGAUGGCUGUCGGUUGUGCAGCACUUUGGGCUGCCUCCAACCCUGCAGGUCACCUGGGAAGCGUGGCUGGUGGAGGCUUCUCAUGAGGGGUCACGGGCAGUGCUCUUGGUAACAGUCCUGGUGCGAAUGGGUGUGAACGAUACAUGGCCAUGCCAAGUGCCUUGUCCUCACCUUGCUUUUAUCUUUAGGACGCAAAAGUUUGUACCAAGACAUUUCUCUUGUAAAGUACACCCUGCUGACUGAGCAGUCCCCGAAGAUCCCCUUGAGCCAGCCAGUGGCGUUCCUGCACUGUGUACCAGAUCAUUGCCUCCUACCCAGCCUUAGGAUGUUUACCAGGAACACUGGAGCUGCACCCUCCCAGACAGGCGCUUCUGUGUCAUCGGUGUUGAUAGGGCCAGUGGAAAUGUUCACAGCAUCACAUUAAGAUUCAAUUUAGGGCCAGGGAUUUAGCUCAGUGGCACCACGCCUGCCUGGCAAGCACAAGGUCCUAAGUUCAUUUCCCGGUACCAAAAAUAAAGAUAAAUUCAACUUAAUUUUUUUUUUUUCUUUUUUCCUUUUUCUUUUUUUGGUACCGGGGAUCGAACUUAGGUCCUUGCACUUGCGAGGCAGGCAGUGGAACCACUGAGCUAAAUCCCUGGCCCACAAAUAUUUUAAAAUAUUUGUGUCAAAAAGGAGUUGAGUGAGAUUUCUCCUCAGUCCCGCUGUGAAAAGUUUUGGUUCAGGCAUUGUUUCCCCCACUUCAGGGUUGACUUGUCCUCCUUGGAAGGCUGAUGGCAGAGGAGUGGCCUGGGCCUCCGGGAAUGCUCAGAGCCGUGGGCCAGCCCUGUGGGCAGAUAGAUGGAAUCUUGCCCAGACAGUGACAGAGCUCGGAUAUGGCGUGUGUGAUCCUCUUGUUGCUCUAAAAAGUUUUUCUUCUCUCUAGAGCUGAAAUAAAGGUAGGAUAAGGUCAUACCCAAAUGGUAUUGGCUUGGUUUCACUGGUUUUGCUUGUGGUCAUGUUGCAGUCUCUUGGGAGAAUAGGGAUCAAGUUUUAAAUCCUCCCUCUUCUGGAGUUUAAAUGGCUGUUUCCCCUUUUUUUCCUGCUUGCUACCCUGUUUUGUUGAAAAAGGAAUCUAAACCAGAGACUAAUUUAAGCCCCUCCUUGACCUUGUUGCCUGUUCAGUUUUGUGCCAAGGACUAAAUAACUGCGCCAGGGUUUGUCGCCCUGUUGGGGUGGAUGGCAGAGCAGACCUGCAGCGAGAAGUCCUCUCCUCAUAGGACCUAACCGAAGCCUGGAAGAGUCCACAUUCUGUCCGAACUCAGUGCCUGUGGUUGUGAGUGGGUGUGCACGCGAGUGUGUGUGUCUGUGCGAGUGUGUGCACAGGUGCUUGGCAUUUGUGGUCACCCUUGUUCUCAGUCAUUUGAUUCUGUACCGUUACUUCUGUCAUUGUAAUUUCACUCCUAACUGUGACAUUUUUAUCAAAUUUGUGAAUAAAUAUAUAAAGAUUGGUACAAAACAGUAUUUGUCUUUGGACAAAUGGGGAAAUCCUACAUGCCAGGCGUGUGUUUCUUCCUGACCCCAGGUGUGAAGAGUGUCCUGGGAGUUGGAUGGUGAGGUGGCCAGGCUGGUGCCACCAGCCACCUUAUCUAGACUGCAGGUCCUUUCUAGGUGCCAGCUUGGCAGCUAACAGUGUCCACUUCAUGUCUUCAUCCACUGGCUCAUGUGUGUCCUCGGUGGGUAAGCUUUGCCUAGGUGACAUCUGUUUGUUGUAUACUUUUUCAUGUAUGAAACUGCCACUAUCUUUGUGUCACCAGGCAAGCUUUUGAGCUUGGGCACCCAAAUCCAUUUUUCCGCAAACCUGGAAGUGGCGUGUGGUUUUGCGCAGUUUGACUUAGGAAGUGUUGGCGGCAGGGACUGUCCUGGGACUGGAGGACUGUACUCAAGUGUCCUGAGGUAUCUGUGGCCUGGGUGGGCUUGCUGUCUCAUAAUUCACAUGGCCUUAUUAUGAAGUUUUCACUUUGAAAAUGUCCAGAUAUAUUAAAAAGCUGGAAUGAUUUUUUAAAACUGCUUUGUACCACCCUUCCCUACCCUUACUGGUUGUUAAUUUGUGCUUGCUCUUUGUAUGCUUUUUGUGUGUGUGGUACAGGGAAGUGAGCUCAAGGCUUUUGCACUGAGCUACAUCCCCAACCCAUUUUUAUCUUUUUUGAGACAGGGUCUCUCCAAGUUGCCCAGGCUAGACUUGAAUUUGUGAUCUUGCCUCAGCCGCCAGGGUGCCAGGAUUACAGGAAUCCACUACCAUGCCUGGCUAAUCUUUGUAUACCUUUUCGUGAUCAUUUGAAUGUUAAGUUGCAAAGAUAUUUCACCCCCUCAACAUAGAGCAUUGCUUUUUUUGCCGGGGGGGUACUGGGGAAUGAAUUCGGGACCUUGUGCUUGUGAGGCAGGAAGCAGCACCACUGAGCUAAAUCCCUGGCUGAGUGUUGCUUUUUAUAAGGGUAUUACAGCAGCAUUAUCACGUAAGAGAAAUUAGUGUCACAGUGUCUGAUAAUGCAGUUAAUAUUGGAAUUUCCCCAGUUGUCUAUUGUCCAAAUGACCUGUUUGUGGGUACCAAGGAUUGUACCUAGGGCCUUCCCACUGAACUACAUCCCCAGCCCUUUUUAUUUUCUGAGAUGAACAUCUUACUAAAUUGCUUGGGUUGGGUUCAAACUUUCGAUCCUCAUGCCUCAGUCUCCUGAGUAGCUGGGAUUAUAGAGGUAUGUACCACCUUGCCCAGCCCGAAUGAUUUUUAUAGCCUCCUCCAUUCUUGCUCAGUUAAGUACUACAUUUUGUGCUUGUCUCUAGACUUUUUAAAUCUAGAACUACCCUACCUGUUGAACCUUCACCUGUGCUUCCUGUGGAGCAAUGUAGGCUUGGCUGCACCUGGGACCUUCGCAGACUCCCAAAGCCUCGGUCCCUCCUGGGCUAGCAGCAUCUCUCUCUCAGAUAGUUGUACCACCUAAGGUGAAUAUAUUGCUUGUUGAAUGUGAGACAGAAAUAAAACGGGCUGCAGUCUCCUAUGUGUGCAAGCUCCCUGUCAUUUCACAUUGAGCUCAGAUCAGCCAAUAAUAGGUGUCCUUUCUGAGGCCUUGGUGUGUCAGGCUCUGUGCUUUACACUUUCUUUUUUUCUUCAGUUUUUUGAGACAGUCUUGCUAUGUAUUCCAGGCUGGCCUUCAACUUUUAUGUAGCCUCGGCUGCUGAUCCUCCUGAGUGCUGGAAUUACAGGUGUGGGCCACCACACUGGCUCUGUGCUUGACACUUUGGAUCCUACAGCUCUGUCAGGGUAUAGCAAGCCUUGUGUAGGUGAGGAAGUGAAAGCCGAGGUUAAGUAAUUUCCUUGCUCAAAGGCACACAGGAAGUGAGGUAGGGCCAGGAUGCUGACCUGGCUUUGACCUCUGAAACACCUGCAGCAUAGCUUAAAACUGAAGUUAGUUUCUCAUAAACACAGGGCUGUGUUCUGUCCCCUGGUGCAGGCAACUUGUUUGAAAGCUUGGAUCAGUGGCUGACUUAUGCGCCUCACACCUGCUCUGGGUGCUUGGGUGCUGGAGCUUUCCCUCCUGCAUCGGCAUUUCAGGCCUGUUUGUGAGGAGCUGAGGUACCACUGUUGUUUUUCUCCUGAGAAUUUCAGGAUGUCACACUCGACACAUGGUGUUACAGAAGGAGAUGGGAAAGUACGCAGGGACAUUUCCUAAAUACUUAAUUUCAAAAUGACCACUCUGAGACACAGAAGUCAAAAUUCUUAGAGUGAAAGCACUCUUUUUUUUUUUUUUUUUUGGUGCAGGGGAUCGAACUCCUGACCUUGUGCUGGUGAGAUAGGCAUGCUGCCACUGAGCUAAAUCAGUGGUCUGAAAGCACUCUUAAAAUCUGAUAGCUAAGAUUUCUAAUGAAAAUGCUUAAAAGCCUCAAGAAUGAAACGUGUAUGGAAGACAGUGGUCUUAAUGUAAAGUGUGUUGUCUCCACACCGGAGCAUCAAAAAACCCUGGGUUCUAGUCACAGUCAAGUCACUUCCGUAACCUUUCAGCUGACUGUGGCCACAGCUGUCAAUAACGAACAAAUGACCUGCACUUACCAUCUACUUCUAAAGAGCCUAGACCCACUUAAGGAGGGCGAAUGUUUGGAAGCAGUGCUUUGUGGGUGUUUCCGAAGUUAGUGCAGAUGGGAGUUAGGGUUGUGUUCCACCCCAAGGGGUAGGAACCACAGCGUGGUGAGAAUGAGGUGUGGGCCUCCUGCUCCUGCUCACCCCUAACAAACUCUUCCCCCUGGAUCUCAAGGGAUGGGACCCAAGCAUGCCAUGUUUUCAAAGUUCCCAGGGACCCAAAUGUGCAGCACAGUAGAACCUCAAGUUACAACUGGCCUGACAUAGAAACAUCAUGGGUUACGACCAGAAUGUUAGCUUUAAUUUAUGACCAAAGUCUUGAGUUAUGACCUCAAUGCCAGCUGCUUGUGCUUUCAGAUGGUCUCAGAUACAAAUUGAACCCUUAAAGAGCUCUGGAAGGAACAUUACAACAUCCUUUCCUGUGGUGUUAACUGAGAAAUCCUGGGCCAGUGUCUCUAAAGACACAGACAUUACAGGACAGAGACUUUGAAGGCUGUGUAGAGGAGUCUGAGCCUUCAAUCGAGCAACUUGAGUUACAACAAGCCCUCAAAGAAUUGAAUUUGUAAGUCAAGGGUCAACUGUACUUGGGAAGCACUGGGGAAGUGGUUGAAAGCCCAGGCUCUGGAGUUGGAGCUGAGAGUGACCUUGCAUGAGGUAGUGGAUCUGGGUCUCUUUCCUCAUUUGGGAAAGGAGUUAGCGUGUCCAUCUCAUAGGAUUGCUGUGAGAAUUAAUGUACAGCUGAUCUCGAACAACUCAGAUUAGGGGCACUACCCCUGUGCAAUUGAAAACCCACAUGUAACUUGACUCCCCCAAAACUUAUUAGCCUGCUGUUGACUAGAAGCUUGUGGGUAGCAGAGCUGAUGUACACGUAUUUUGUAUGUUACUUGUAUUACAGUAAAAACCACAAAAGAAAUGUAA